This is a messenger RNA of Fragaria vesca subsp. vesca, 1902 nucleotides long. RefSeq names its product MATE efflux family protein 4, chloroplastic-like. NCBI's taxonomy places the organism in Eukaryota, Viridiplantae, Streptophyta, Magnoliopsida, Rosales, Rosaceae. Gene Ontology annotation, cellular component: membrane. The record is from RefSeq and is a predicted model, not a curated record. The coding region runs from base 1 to 1599 and encodes 532 amino acids. Gene Ontology annotation, molecular function: xenobiotic transmembrane transporter activity; antiporter activity. Gene Ontology annotation, biological process: transmembrane transport. The transcript has 14 exons.
AUGCAAACCAAAACCCUAAUAGCUCACCUUCUUCCUCACCCCCGUCUCCUCCCUAACCUUAAUCGCAGCACCUCACUUUCCCUCUCACCCUUCUCCUUCACGCCUCCACUUCCAAAACUCCGCUCCUCCGCGCCAAUACGGCGUCGUAAUACUGUCUUCACCGCUUGCCUUCGCGAAAACCUCGACUGCGCUCCGGGCGAUGGAAACGACGCCGCUUUGGUUAAGGCUGAGGAAUUGGAGAGUCGGAGUAUAUGGGAUCAGAUGAAGGAGAUUGCAAUGUUCACUGGUCCGGCUACUGGGCUGUGGCUGUGCGGCCCACUUAUGAGUCUCAUUGACACUGUGGUCAUCGGUCAGGGAAGCACAAUUGAGCUUGCUGCGUUAGGCCCAGGAACUGUAAUGUGUGACUAUAUGAGUUAUGUGUUCAUGUUCCUUUCUAUUGCGACAUCGAAUAUGGUUGCCACUUCACUUGCCAGACAGGACAGGAAUGAAGUGCAACAUCAGAUAUCUAUCUUGCUCUUUCUUGGUUUGGCGUCUGGCUUCUUGAUGCUUUUAUUUACAAUAUUCUUCGGUUCAAGGGCACUAACUGCUUUUACUGGAUCAAAGAAUGCAGAGAUUAUUGCUGCAGCAAAUACUUAUGUUCAGAUACGAGGAUUGGCAUGGCCGGCACUCCUUGUGGGUUGGGUUGCUCAGAGUGCAAGCCUUGGCAUGAAAGAUUCUUGGGGUCCUUUGAAGGCCUUGGCUGUGGCCAGUGUUAUAAAUGGUGUUGGUGAUGUAUUCCUGUGCAGCUAUUUAGGCUAUGGCAUUGCUGGUGCAGCAUGGGCAACUAUGGUGUCACAGGUUGUUGCAGGAUAUAUGAUGAUUGAAGCUUUGAACAAAAAAGGUUACAAUGGUUAUGCCCUUUCUGUUCCAUCGUCCAAGGAAUUUCUAACAGUACUUGGGCUUGCUGCUCCAGUAUUUGUGACAAUGAUGUCAAAGGUGGCUUUCUACUCUCUCCUUGUCUAUUUUGCAACAUCUAUGGGAACACAUACCAUGGCUGCUCAUCAGGUCAUGAUACAAACAUUCUGCAUGUGUACAGUGUGGGGUGAACCUCUCUCUCAAACUGCACAAUCAUUUAUGCCAGAAUUUUUAUUUGGAGUGAAUCGAAGUUUGCCUAAGGCCCGUACAUUGCUCAAGUCACUUGUCAUCAUCGGAGCUAUUCUUGGUUCCGUGUUAGGAAUAGUUGGAACAUGUGUUCCAUGGUUCUUUCCCAAUAUCUUUACACCUGAUCAAAAUAUCAUACUAGAGAUGCAUAAGGUGCUAAUACCUUAUUUCCUUGCAUUAGCUGUAACGCCCCCGACUCACUGCCUUGAGGGAACAUUACUGGCUGGACGAGAUCUGAGAUUUAUUAGUCUGUCAAUGAGUGGAUGCUUCUCUUUGGGUACACUUCUAUUGCUGCUUGUGAGCAGUAGAGGAAUUGGUUUAGGAGGCAUCUGGUGGGCAUUGGCAGGAUUUCAAUGGAGUCGAUUUUUCCUCUCUCUAUGCCGCCUUAUAUCCCCAGAUGGCGUACUUUACUCUGAAGAUAUGAGCCGGUAUAAACUGGAAAAGCUCAGAGCUGUUUAGUGUAGUAAAUAGAUGAAUACCUGACAUAAGUUGUAACACCUUGAUAAGGACUAAAAUUCAUGUUUUGUUUCUACUUUAUCGAAGAUUGGCACACAACUAGUGGUGAAAAGGCUGCCCCUAUUUCUUUUAUCUGUAAUAUGAGGCUGCCUCUAUUCAUUUAUCUACAAGGACCUUGGAAGUGGAAAUGUGGAAGGGAGGUGCUGCCCCUAGAUUUAGUAUACAGGUGGAGCCAAUGAUGGUCCCGAUAUGUAGUAUGUCGUCUAAGCAGCACCUUGUUCUCUUUCAUCACUUCUUGUAAUUAAG